Molecule: messenger RNA, 2528 nt
Organism: Bombyx mori (domestic silkworm)
Lineage: Eukaryota; Metazoa; Arthropoda; Insecta; Lepidoptera; Bombycidae
Product: trypsin-1
Exons: 6
Coding region: 239-1123 (294 amino acids)
Biological process (GO): proteolysis
Molecular function (GO): serine-type endopeptidase activity
Source: RefSeq, a predicted model, not a curated record
AUCACUAAUUCAAUAUAGGGGUCAGACCUUCGAACGUACGAAGGAGAGCCGUUUCAGUACAAAUCAUAGAGAUCUUUAUAUAUCCUUUAAAUCAUCGCUCACGAUGUAGUCACCGCACAUAAGUUCGUGCACUGACACCUACAUUUAAUUCAUACAACAUUAUUUACAUCGAUACAGUUAAAUAUAUAUACAGAAAUUACAAGUGUCGUGUUACAGAAGUGUCGAAGUUUUCGUGAAAAUGUGUCGUUCGCUAUUAAUCGCUUCGUUCGUAUUAUUUUUGGAUGAAAUUAUGUGUUAUAUAAAUCUGGCGGACGUGGAGUGCGGCGUGGACGUGGCGAGGACUGCUCGAAUCGUCGGUGGCGUUGACAGCUUACCGGCCGAAUUCCCGUGGACUGCCAGUAUAUGGCGUCAAGGAACGCAUCAGUGUGGGGCGACCGUCAUCAAUGACAGAUGGCUGUUGACAGCUGGCCACUGCGUUUGCAGUGUAUUUGACGAGUUCUACAGAACAAAGCAACUGUCAGUUGUGGUUGGGUACACGGAUAUCUCAUCCAGAGACGACAGCGAGCCGCUGUCCAAGAUUAUACCACAUCCGGAUUACCAAUGCAACAAGAAAUCCAAUGACGUGGCCCUCUUGAAGACAGCGAGGAGGUUACAGUGGUCCUCGGAACUGAGACCAGCUUGUCUACCAAAAUUCUUGUCUGAAGACUUUAGUGGAUCCCUGGCUACUGUAGCCGGUUGGGGAUUUACUGAUGAGAACAGAAACGAGGGGGAUCGAUCCAACAUACUCCAAAAGACAGAAGUGACAGUGGUCACAAACGAUCAAUGCAACCAAUGGUAUCAAUCACAGGGCAGCAAAGUUAAGAUUAUUCCUACCCAAAUGUGCGCUGGCUAUGAAAACGGGGGAAGAGACUCCUGCUGGGCCGAUAGCGGCGGUCCUCUUAUGGUGAGAGACGACAAAAAGCACACAAUGGUUGUCGGAGUUGUAUCAACAGGCAGUGGUUGCGCGCGUCCAAAGUUGCCAGGCGUCUAUACCAGAGUCUCGAGGUAUACAGAUUGGAUCGUCCAAAGUAUAUCCAAUGAGAAUUCCAGAUCCGGUUUAAGUUGGUAUCCCAGAUUCGGAUGAGAACGAUAAUAAUGGCAGUAGCGUUAUAGUAAAAAUAGAAGAAUUCGAACAAAAAACUGAUAUGUUCAAGAUAAGCAUGCAUUUAAGUUCCGAAGAGUGAUAUUCGAAUCUUUGAUCUAUUGAAAUAUAUGGAGAGUGGAAGAUCUUCCCUUUGUCAUUUCCAAAACUGGCUCCACAGAACCAAGAAUGACUAUCACCCCAAACAAAUAACGCACCAACUAUAGCCUUCAGACUUAUAUUAUAAAGGUGGACUGCCGUGAUAGCAACCGUCCCACACUAAGACAACAUCGCAGCCUCAACAGACUCAUCAUAGCUGACUCACCGCGAUUUACGAUCCUGUAGCGUCCUCCUUGCAUCAUCACAUCAUCGGCCCAUUCGUAAACAGAAUCAUCAACUCCUGGGUUCACUUUUCCGGCGAGGCAGUUCUGUAAUACGUGGAAUACUUACGGCACUGACGCAGCAUUGAUGUUCCCUUCACAACAUUUCAAACUGACACUGGCAUGCUAAUCUCAGUAGGGGCAACGGCUAUUUAUUGGGACAAUCUCCGACCUCUGAAGGAACUGAUGUAGCGAUAACUAAAAUGAAAUAGAAAAAAAAUCCGCAAAACCCAAAUUGUCUAACGAUAUUUUAAAAAUAAGCUUGCAUUUAAAUAUUACGAACAUUUGGGUCGUCGUUCGUAACAAAAGCAUCCGCUCGGUGGAAGAUCGUCCCUUUGUUCUUUCUUACCGAAAUUCUAAUAUAAUAUUUUGAAUGACGAAGACGAGGUUCGAAAAAAAAAGUCGCCUAUAGUGACUUUUAAGUGGUAGAUCAUAAGGUUAUUAAAAGUAUUAGUAGGUAGAUGUGAAAUUCAACAUAAGCACUUUAAUUAGAUGAAAAUCUGGCAGUAACAUUUUCACUGGCAGAAUACUUAAUAUCCAUUUCCAAAUAGCUGUGAUGACUAAAAAUGAAUACAUUGUCUGAAAAUAUUACUUGAAUUUAAUUAAUGCAUACGUAUCGAUAUUUAUAUUUUCAAACGGCCAGAUCUUCAAUGUAUGAAUUAUUGGAAUCUAAUGAAAUGAAUAUGACAUUUUUUUUACAUUCAUAACCAUCGCAAAUCCUAAAGAAAAAAAAGUCAUUAAAAGAAUAUCAAUUAAAACGGUCUGGUAAAAAUUCCAUAGGUGAUAAACGCAUUGGAGCUUUGUAAAUUUCAAAAAAAAAAAACUAAAUGUAUUUGAAAAGACUUAACAGUCUUAAUGUAUUCUUUCGAAUUAUUAUGGAAAAUAUAGGUAUACAAUAUUAACAGAUUUCCCAUUUUAUUAAAAUAUUAUUGUAUCUAUUAUAUAAUAUUUAUUCAAAGAUAUUACUGUGAUACUAACAUUUAAGCUUAGAACUAGUUACAGAAUUAAUAAAAUAACUCUUUACAAAA